AGCAGAGACACUCUACACUUGAUAUCCUCAGGAAACUCAAGGCUCCACCUACUUUCUUUGCUGCAAACAGACUUUCUGCCAUGCUGAGUGGAAGUGAUGAAGUAUAUGCAAACUGCAUGGUAGUAGACCAAGCUGGAGAUUUAAAGACUAACUAUGUUCAUGGAGAUACUGUCAGGAGUGACCCAUGUCCGAAUCCCACCAACUCAGUCCCAAUGGCUAAGAGCUCUUCUUCUCCCUCCCUUGAUGAGACUGACCAAGAUAUAUAUGUUCCAAAUGAAGGAAAUCAAAGGCCAAUGAAUAAUGGAGAAAAUGCAGGUUUAAGACUUGCUGUUUCAUCUUCUGAGCCGUAUAGAGCAGAUUCAUACCUUCCAUUCAAGACCCAUGGAUUUAUUAAAGAUCAGGGCCAACUUUAUGCUGACAUGAAAAAAAAAAGUUCAAGUCUUGAUGACCUUGAAGUAGAUGGCGGAAGUGGAGGUGUUUCGGACAGAUCCCACGUUCACUACCCUCCCCUCGGCUCUUCAGAGGCCAUGGCUUGUAGCAGAGAUGGAUUAGACUUAUCUACCAGUCUGCAGCCCGAGGAAUGCACAGUGUCUGGAAUUCGGUCGCGCUCCUAUUCCUGCUCCUCGCCCAAAGGUUUAUUAGGAAGACCUCACAUUCCUCAAGACUUCACAGUUGGGGAUUUGAAUGAAGAUGGUGUGCUCAUGAACAGUGGUCGAUCCCUCCUUCAGGCUCUUUCACUCUCUAAGUCAGUGUCUCUGCUCCACCCUUGUAAGCGAGCGUACAGUCUGCCGGAGCAGUCCCGAGAGAAAAGGAUUCAGGAGGAGGAAUGGAAUAAAUAUAUUGCACCCUCAAAAAAUGAGUCUGAAAAAUGUAAAGUAAGUCGGACUUUCAGCUUUCUAAUGAACAGAAUGACCAGCACACGGAAUAAGUGCAAGACAAAAAAUAAAGAUACCAAAGAUAAAGAGAAACUGAACAAGCACAAUUUUACAAAUGGAACCUUCUCAGGAGUUAUCCCAUGUAUAGCCUGUGAAAAGGCCCUCCUAGGAAAGGAGUCACUGCAGUGCUCCUAUUGCAAUGUGAUUGUACAUAAGAGCUGCAAGGAGUCUGCUCCUGUGUGCACCAAGAAAUCCCAGGAGAGAUACCAUAAUAAAAACAAACCCCAAGCUGGUGUAACAAAUUCCCUGCCUGGAGACAUUUCACAGGCAGUGCUCUCCUCAGUGCAUCCUUCUUCCUCUGUGCCUAUUGGACGCUCUGCUGGAAGGAGGGAAGUCUUGCAACAGUCCCACUUCUUGUCCAAAAGUGUCCCCAGUGCCAGUUUUGAAAGAAGAUCUGCACCAUUUUCUGAACAAGACUCUGAGACUAGCACCUGGAGGUCCAAGUCACGUUCUGAAGAAACGUUACAAGCAUUAGGGACCUUUUCUUCAAUGGAUCCUUUAAUGAUGGAAGAUGAUGUGGAUUUGUCUCAGUGGACUGAUCUCCGCAUAGAUGCGCAAGAGUUUGAGGCGGAGUCCUGGAGUUGUGUUGUGGAUCCAGUGUUCUGUAGCAAGCAAGAAAAGGAUACCAUCAAGAGGCAGGAUGUCAUUUUUGAGCUGAUGCAAACAGAAGUGCAUCACAUCCAUACCCUGUUAAUUAUGUCUGAAAUAUUCAGGAAAGGGAUGAAGGAGGAACUGCAGCUGGACCACAGCACAGUGGACAGAAUAUUCCCCUGCUUAGAUGAGCUACUGGAGAUGCACAGGCAAUUCUUCUGCAGAAUGAAGGAGAGACGGCAGGAAUCAUGUAUGGCAGGGAGCGAACGUAAUUUUGUCAUCAACAGAAUUGGAGACAUCCUUGUGCAGCAGUUUUCAGAGGAAAAUGCAACUAAAAUGAAGAAAAUAUACGGAGAGUUUUGCAGCCAUCACAAAGAAGCCGUUAAUCUCUUCAAAGAGUUGCACCAAAACAAGAAGUUCCAGAAUUUUAUUAAACUGAGAAAUAGUAACCUGUUGGCACGACGCCGAGAAAUCCCUGAAUGCAUUCUCCUUGUCACCCAGCGAAUCACCAAAUACCCUGUUCUGGUUGAAAGGAUAUUGCAAUACUCAAAAGAAGGAACAGAAGAACAUAAAGACCUAUGCAAAGCCCUUUGUCUAAUUAAGGACAUGAUUGCAGCAGUAGAUUUGAAAGUGAAUGAAUAUGAGCAAAAGCAAAAGCUGCUGGAAAUUCUCAGUAGAACUGAAAACAAAACAUAUACAAAGCUGAAAAAUGGCCAUGUUUUUAGGAAGCAAGACUUGAUGAGGAAAGAAAGAAUACUUCUUCAUGAAGGUUUAGUGUACUGGAAGACUGCGACUGGUCGUUUCAAAGACACUUUAGCUCUGCUUCUAGCUGAUAUGCUACUGUUCUUACAAGAAAAAGACCAAAAAUACAUCUUUGCAGCUGUUGACCAGAAGCCUUCCAUAAUCUCCCUUCAGAGGCUCAUAGUAAGAGAAGUAGCCAAUGAAGAAAGAGGGAUGUUUCUGAUUAGCGCUUCGUCUACAGGGCCUGAGAUGUAUGAGGUUCAUACCAACUCCAAAGAGGAACGUAACAAUUGGAUGAGACACAUUCAAGAUGCAGUGGAAAGUUGCCCAGAGGAACAAGAAGAAGGAAAAAUAAGUGAAUCUGAUGAGGACAGACGUAUUGCUGAGGCAAAAGCAUCCAGAAUUCAGAAAUGCCAAGAAUCACUGAGUAACCAGGACCAGCAGAUCUGUAGUUAUUUGGAAGAGAAAUUGCAUAUCUAUGCAGAACUGGGAGAUAUGCAUGGGUUUGAGGAUGUUCAUGUGGAACCUCACCUCCUUAUCAAACCUGAUUCUGGAGAAACUCCACAGGCUGCUUCAUUGCUGGCAGCAGCUCUCCGAGAAGUUGAAAGUCUCCAUGUUGCUGUAACGACAUCACAAGUGAGUGAAACAGACAAAUCAGAGGAAAUUACUGAAGAAUUAAGUGUGAAGCACAGAUUUGGUGCCAAUGAAAUCUUGGAAUCUGUUCCUGGUGAUGCAGAAAUAAAAGAAGUUGAAGAAUCAUCUGAAGUCGAUCUCAGUGUUGAAAAAGAAAUGGCAGGUGCCAAUCUAGAGGAUAAGGGAGGAAGUAUGAGUUUCCCAGAAUCUACAGGGACAGAGAUUGUACAAGCAAUCCAGAACUUAACCCGUCUUUUGUACAGCAUACAGGCAGCACUAGCUAUCCAGGACAGCCACAGAGAGCUCCAUAGGUUAAUCCUGCAAGAGAAUGAGAAGACUGGUCGGGGCCACGGUUCUCGGCUAAACCUCCUUCCGGAACAAGAAAAAUACCGGAAUCUGGAAAAACAAAGGGUGGAGGUGGCCAACAUACACAAAUUGAAGCAGCAGUUUCAGCAAGAGCAGCAGCGAUGGCUGCGUGAAUGCGAGCAGCGGCAGCGGGAGCAGGAGGCGAGGGAAGGCCGGCUGGGGCAGCGGGAGAGGGAGUGUGGGUGCCAGGAGGAGCUGCUGGAGAGGAGCCGACAGGGACUGGCAUUGCAGCUACAGGAGUACCAGCAGAGCCUGGAGAGGCUCCAGGAGGGCCAGAAGAUGGUGGAGAGAGAAAGAGAGAGCGUGAAAAUGCAGAAGAAGCUCCUCUGGCACUGGAAGCACGGUCAAAAAAAUAGCCUGGUGUCAUCCACAGGGAGCUACAAGAUAAUGGGACAUAAUGAAUCGAACAGCUUACAUCGUGAAAAUACAUUCUACUUAAAUGAAGCUGUAGUGUGUUUGUCUCUAAGCAGCCUUAACAGAUCAGAUUCUUCUCUCGUUUAUGAGGAUGGUGUGUAUGGGAUGAACAUCUCAAAUUCUGAUAUAGCAAGGACUAGUGAAAAUCAGAUGGACCUCAAAAUGGACACUUCUUGUCAGCCAGCGUUAACCAGUACACUGUGGAAAUCCACUGGUCCUUACCAGCAGAUGUCUUUUUCCUGCAAAAGCAACAAGGAUGCCUUUAAUAAUGAUCUGAAUGCCUCACAGGCCCAGGGUCCCCAGACAAGCAUUCCAAACCCGGGAUCCAUCCAGCCGCCACAGGAAAAACACCAGCCCGAGGGUGUGCAGGAUGCAGAAAGUGGAGGCAGAGUAGAGGAGAAGAUUGUUUACCUCUGA
Balearica regulorum gibbericeps (East African grey crowned-crane) is the source of this 4097-nucleotide messenger RNA. The record is from RefSeq and is a predicted model, not a curated record. Lineage: Eukaryota; Metazoa; Chordata; Aves; Gruiformes; Gruidae.